This is a messenger RNA of Wasmannia auropunctata (little fire ant), 2321 nucleotides long. Its product is annotated as zinc finger protein Elbow. Lineage: Eukaryota; Metazoa; Arthropoda; Insecta; Hymenoptera; Formicidae. Gene Ontology annotation, biological process: negative regulation of DNA-templated transcription. Gene Ontology annotation, cellular component: nucleus. The transcript has 2 exons. The record is from RefSeq and is a predicted model, not a curated record. The coding region runs from base 798 to 2321 and encodes 507 amino acids.
UUCCGCGCGCGUCGUGGCCGUAAGCCCCGUCGUACGUAGCCGUAGUUCGCGACGCACACCGAAGAGUAGUCCGCCACGCCACCGGAGGAGAGGGGCCGCCACCCUACGACGAUGUUGUCGCGGAGUCGCGAAGAAGGGGAGAGACGCUCCCCGGGGGAGCACGAAUCUGCGGUGUACGAGUAGGGGAAGUCAGCUGAACGGUGGUGGAGUGGUGGUGAGGGUCGAGCGACGAGAAGGGCAACCGCGCGCUGCCUCCACGUCGACCGCUCUGAGCGGUUUAGUCGUGAGUCGAGUCUCGCCGCGUCAACGUGUCGGAGGAUAACAUCGCGCAAACGAUACGGUAACGGGCCACCACUGUGACGUGAGUCUCGUUUUCUUUCUUUUUUUGUGUUUUUCCCAGUGUCGUUAAACGCGGACGCCCGUCCUGCGGUCGUUCUGCGCAGGGUGUGCUCCGACUUUGAAUUUACGUUGUUUCCUCCUCUCCGCAGAUCUAUAGUUUGGUGCUUGUGAAAAAAAAAGAAAAAAAAGAAAAAGUGCGUAUCGCGCGCACGGGAUUCAAGUGCCGCCUCUCUCGCGAUCGUCUUUACCGCCGAACAAGCCAGUCCUGGUUGUGCAUGGCUUCGCGUCCGAGAGUGAUACCGUUGUUUCACUGCUGCGACGGAUAUAAGGGGAAGAUAGUGCGGCGGAUUGCGCAGUUGGAUCGCCGAUGAGAGCCGUCGAGUGUGAAUAGAGAAAAAAAAAGUGGUGCUAUCGUCGAGUACACGACCGACGGCGCGAGCGAGGAUCGACCGCGAAAGAUGCUGACGUCCAGCGCGAAUCAGUAUCUCCGUCCUGAUCAUUACCUCACGCCGCUACCUACUACGCUGGAUGCGAAGAAGAGUCCACUCGCACUGCUCGCACAGACCUGCAGUCAGAUAGGAGCGGAUCCACCGUCCAACAAAUCGUUACUAAGUUCCUUGGACAAGACAUCGAGCAACAGAUCAUCCAAAACCACGGAGCAGUCACGCGACAAGUCGUCGCCAACGGUGACAGUGUCGGUGACGGUGCCAACGUCGGCGAGCGAGUCAACGAAGACCAGUUUCAAGCCGUACGAAUCCUGCCUGGGACGUGAGAAGACGUGCACGCCGGACGAGUCCCGGUCGGCGUCGAGCCACUCGACGUCCGGCCGUUCGAGGACACCCGGUAACAGCGGCAAACGAUGCUCGAGCAAUCAGAGCGCGGCGUCAACGCGCGCGGUCACGCCGCAAGGUAGAAGGACGGCGACGCCGAACGGUGAGGUAGCGCGGGACUCGCCGGUGUCGAGAAGCUCCGCGCCCUCGGUGCCGUCGAGCACGGUGGACGCUAUCACGAGUCAGCCAACCGUGAGUAGUCCCUCGUUACAAGUCAAGCCCGCCUACAGUCCCGUCAGCAUGCUCGCCAUGGCCGAUCCGUCAAUCAAGGAUCUCCCAUUGGGCACCUUCAAGCCCGGCGUCAGUCUACCAGUCUCCACCGCCGCCUACUUGGGCUACAGCCCCGGUCAGCUGCCGAUCGACGUGAUGGCCAACUCGCUCAUGUCCCAUCACGCCGCCCUGAAGAACGGCAUCAACCCCUAUCUGUACGCGCGGUUGAAAACCACCGGCGGACCCGCGGACGGCCUGAUGCCGAUAUGCCGCGAUCCCUUCUGCACCGGCUGCCAGCUCAACUCGCACCUACUGUCGAGCCCCGCGACGGCCGCGGCGGCGGUCGCCAGCAUCGCCAAUGGCAAAUUGCCGUCGGGCGCGAGCGGGGCGACGCCGGGCUCCUGUCCGGCCGGGUGCGCACAGUGCGAUCACAAACCCGGCAGCGUUUCGUCCUACGGGUCGCUCGGCGCGGUCUACGCGCACGCGCAGCUCGCCGCGUUGGCCGCGGGCACGCAACUACCCUACGUGUGCAGCUGGAUCGCCGGCGACACCGCGUACUGCGGCAAGAGAUUCACCACGUCCGAGGAGCUGCUGCAGCAUCUCAGGAGUCACACGAACGUGUCGGCGAGCGGCGCCGAUCCCGCGAGCGCGGCCGCCGCGAUGUCCCUGCUGCCCGGGCCGCCCCCGGCGCUGCAUCCAACUCAUCCGCUGUUCGCGAGGUCUUACCCUACGCCACCCUUGAGCCCGCUCGCCACCGCGCGCUACCAUCCCUACGGGAAACCCUCGCCGCUCCUAACACCGUCUCUGUCGACGCUCGGUCUGCCGCUUCCGCCGCCGCCGCCGCCGCCGCCGCAUCCGCACGCGACCGCCGGACUGGCGUAUUUCUCGCCGUAUUCCAUCUACGGGUCUCGUCUAGGCGCCGCCUCCGGGAUGCAUCAAUGA